GGAGGGCGUAGCGGUGGCCUGGAGAAAGAGAGAGCCAGAGCGAGGCUCAUUUCCGCUUCCGGCUGCUUCAGGAAGGGCAUUGAGGGAAGAGGCGGAGGAGGAGGAGAAGCGGCGUCUGUGGCGGGGCUUCCUCGACGCGCGCGCCCAGGUAGGCCCCGCCAUGGGGGGAGGGGGGAAGGGGCCCGGCUGCCCCGGCUGAGGCGAGGGAGGGGCGGUGGGGAGGGAAGGGGCGGCCCUCGUGGGAACGGAGAGCGGCCCCCGGCAGCUCCAGCCUCCCUUCGCCCCUCGGGCUCCCCGGUCCCUUUGUUGAUUUGCUUCAGGAAAUCUGCACCCCGCCUGGUCAUAGGGCCGAAAGCAGCCUCAAAGCGGUUCCCAAAAAAUUAAGACCAGAACGGCGAAAUGUUACUACAGUGGUACCUCGGGUUACAGACGCUUCAGGUUCCAGACUCCGCUAACCCAGAAAUAGUGCUUCAGGUUAAGAACUUUGCUUCAGGAUGAGAACAGAAAUCGCGUGGCGGCGGCGGGAGGCCCCAUUAGCUAAAGUGGUGCUUCAGGUUCAGAACAGUUUCAGGUUAAGAACAGACCUCCGGAACGAAUGAAGUACGUAACCAGAGGUACCACUGUAUUAUUAUUAUUAUCAUCAAUGUUUCUUACGGCAAACAGCCAGUAUACUAAAUCCAGAAUUUCUGACAAUAAAAACGAUCAGCAUGGGAUUUAACUAUCAAUAUGCUAUUUAAGUGGAAUAAUAAAUAAUAAGAAUAAGAAUAAUAUCAACAUCAAUGUUUCUUACAGCCAACAGCCAGCAUACUAAAACCAGAAUUUCAGCAUAGUUCUUUACACAGACAGUAAAAACGAUGAGCAUCGGAUUUAACAAUCAAUAUGCUAUUUAAGUGGAAUAAUACUAAUAUUAUCAUCAGUGUUUAUUGUGGCAAACAGCAUACUAAAACCAGAGUUUCUGCAUAGUUCUUCACAUAGACAAUAAAAACGAUCAGCAUGGGAUUUAACAAUAUACUAAUUAAGUGGAAUAAAAAUAAUAAUAUUUAGUAUUUAUACCCUGCCCGUGGUUCCUGCACAUAGAAAAUCAUAAUAAAACAUCAGACAUUAAAAACUUCCAAAUUCAGAAAUCGAGAAAGACCCACAGCCCCACUUUGACACAGACCAAAAGUUAAAAUGCGAAAGCAGGUUAAAGUCGUCUCAGCUUUGCGAGCACCUGGGCAGGCUUGCCUAAACAGGAAUGUUUUCGGUUGGAAGAUUCCCUCUGAAUUUCUGUUGGUAGGGAGUUCCACAAGACUGGGCCCAUGGUAAUGAAGGAUCUGCUUUUUGUUGCUGUCAGAUGACCCUCAAUGACUUGGGGGGUCAACAACACUCCUGAUCUCAACGGUAGAGCUGGAGUACAGUGGUGCCUCGCAAGACAAAAUUAAUUUGUUCUGCGAGUUUUUUCGUCUUGCGAGUUUUUUCGUCUUGCGAAGCACGGUUUCCAUUUUUUCAAAAAAGUCUUCAAAAACCUCAAAAAAGGCUACCACACCGCGUGCUAUGAGUUGCUCCUCGAAGUCGAGUCGCAACUGCACCUCUUCAAGCAAUGCACCCUGUGUUACUGUAACGGUUUUAAGAAAAAGGAAACAAACUUGCAAGACGUUUUCAUCUUGCGAAGCAAGCCCAUAGGGAAAUUCGUCUUGCGAAGCGACUCAAAAAACCAAAAACUCUUUCGUCUUGCGAGGCAUUCGUCUUGCGAGGUACUACUGUACAAGGGUUUGGGUGACCCAUGGUCAGUUUUGCUCCCCAGUCAGUUUUCUCUCGUUUAUUAUUAGUGUUACUGCUACAGCUACAUACUGCCCUGGAAAAGGUUUUGAGAAGGGCAACCAAAAUAAUCAAGGAGAGAGAGAGAGAGAUAGUUCUUUUUAUUUAAUCUUGUUGAAGCCAUUACAAAAGAUAGAUCAAGGGGGUGGAGCAAUGCACACAUUCCCCCCCCCCCCCGAAAGGUUGCUGCAUUUGGUGCUUUUUUCAGUUUAGAAGAAAGGUUGGACAAUGUGUGUGUGAUAGGAGCAUACAAGAUUAUGCAUGGUGUGGGAAAAGCAGAUAGUGUGAAGUUUCCAUUUUCAUGAUAUCAAAACUCUUUAGGACACCUGAGGCAGCUGAAUAUUGGAAGCGUCAGGAUAAAGUACAAGCGCUCAUUCCUGCAAGAGGCAGUAAUGGCUUCCAACUUCAAUGGCUUUAAAAGAGAGAUGAUUUAUUGGAAGAUAGGCCCCUUGUCAAUGGCUCCUAGCCAUAAUGGCUAUGUUCUCACCCCAGUGUUGGAGGCAGUAUGCCUCUGAAUACCAUUUGCAAGUGGCAUAGCUGUCAACUUUUCCCUUUUCUUGCGAGGAAUCCUAUUCGGAAUAAGGGCAUUUCUCUUUAAAAAAGCUAUGAAGUGGGGGAGGGUUGUUGUUCUGUAAGCACCUGUUUAGCCUCUGUGAGAACAACUAGAUGGACAGCUGGCUUGAUCCAGAAAGAUAUCUGGUUGGCAACUGUGAGAACAGGCCUCCUCCAGCAGGGUGGUCUUUUGUUCUUAAGGCUCGUGUUCUUAAAGACAGUAGAUAUGGCAAGCCUCGAUUCCAACACAGGUGCUGGGGAAAUAGAGUCGAUAGGGGAAGAAUAUGUUGUUAUUUUAACGACAUGCAGUGGGAGAGUCCUGAGCUGAGGACCAAGUAGUCCCCAUGUCUCCAUCGUACAUAUGCCUCAGGUACAUCACCUUAGCCUGUAGUAAGGGGGGGGGGGAUGUUGGGGAAAGCCAUGAUACUUCUUUACCUUGCAGCCUUAUGUAAGGAUUAAGGAGGAAAUACCUUUGAGCAAUCUAAGAUCUACAUCAGUGGUUUAUCAAUCCAUGAGUGCAGGCUGAAGUAAGCCAUGGAAACCUAAGUGACCCGGCUGGGUGCUUAUUGGAGUAAGGAAGAAGCCCUGCAUAUCCUUGGUGAUAAAUCCUUGAGGACCUAAAUAUAGGUCAAUGAUCGCACCCCUGGGGAGGAAGUAAAGGUGCAUGGAAAUUACCUGAGGCAUCCCAAGCUACAGCUGACUAGUGUGUGGGAAUCCCUGAAUAUCACCAUUUGACAGAAACCACAGCCCUGUCCCUGUGCUUGGAAUGCCUGGCAAAGUUGCGAUGAGGAUGCUAGCUCUUUGUUAUGAGAGCAGAUUGAAGAAAAAUUAUUUCUGGCCUGACUGUGCUGGCUGCCAAUUAGUUUCCGGGCCCAAUUCAAAGUGCUGUUUAUGGCCUAUAAAUCCUUAAACAGCUCAGGACCCCAAUACAGCAAGCCCACAACUUACGCAGAUAUAACUUGUGCACAUUCAGCUUCACACAUUUGGCAAAAAACAAAUUAAAAGGGGGAAAGCAUUCGCGGAAAAAAGACUUAGCCCCUCCCCCCCGCUAUUGAACCCAGUAUGUUUUGACUAUAGACGAUUUUGGCUUUAGGCACAAUCCCCGAAAGAUGACUCCCACAUAAGUUGCGGGUUUACUGUACCCCAGGGACCACCUUUCCCCAUAUGAACUGACCCAGACCCUGUGAUCAUCAUCACCUGAGGCCCUUAUUCAUGUGCCCCUUCCACAAGAGGUCUGGAGGGCAGCAACACAAUAAACGGGCCUUUUCUAUGGUGGCUCCCCACUUGUGGAAUUCUCUCUCUAAUGAGGCUUGCUUCGCACCUUCAUUACUUAUCUUUAGGUGCCAAAUAUUAACAUUCCUCUUUUCCCAGGCCUUUGGCCUUUUAAACUGCUUAGUUUGUUAUUUUGUUAUGCAUUUUUGUGUUUUUAUACUGUAAACCAUCCUGUGAUCCUUGGAGGAAAGGCAGUAUAUAAAUUUAAUUAAUUAGUAGUAGUAGUAGUAGUAGUAGUUUCUAUCUAGGAAAAAACCAAAACCACACUCAUGCAUCAAGACACUGAUACAAAGUGUUGCUGGCAAUUGUAAAUGAGAUGCUGUAGCUGUGGGGCUUGGAAUUUAGCCAUGUUUACUAGAAAGUAAAUGCUAGUGAGUUCUGCUGCCAGAGGAGUGCGCCUAAAAUUACAGCUAUGAUACCGUCACAGGUCUCCAUGUCACUCUUCUCUCUAAUACCUAAAGAAUAGCUGUAUUUUAUGUAUGAACAAACACUUUCUCUGCUGGCACACCCUUUAGUGUUUGUGUGUAUAAAGAUCAGGUAUGCCCUCUUGCUUUGCUGUUUGUUAACACACAAGCUUUAUAAACUUCAUGGAGACCCACGAUCAAUAUUUGCACUCCUGUGGCAAUCUAGGAAGCAAGCUGUCGCUGUACGUGUUAACGUACACUGUAUGGAUUGUGAAUCCCUACUGCAACAUUCAGUAGACGUCUAAAGUACCUCUCUGUUUCUGUAAUGCUUUUCGUACUACAGCAUUCUGCAUCUCUAGGACCAAAUCGGAUGGAAAAUACUCCCCCCCUUCCUCUUCAAAUCAUGUGGGGGUCUCAGGUGUCUUCUAUCACUUACUGAAGGGUUUUUUUCGGGCGUAGGGUGUUCUGGCACGUCCAGAAAUGGCUUAUUCAAAAACAGUUUCCAGUUAAAUGAUGGUUUUUCCCUCCCUCCCGUUCCCUAGGGCUCAGUAUGUUUAAGCAAUAAUGCAGUAUGUUGGUGCAUUUCCUUAUUUUUUAUUUGGGUUUGUGACAUAAUAAUAAUAAUUUAUCAUUUAUACCCCGCCCAUCUGGCUGGGUUUCCCCAUCAUCAUGGUUCUUACGUAAAUAACUGACCACAGUUUUCCAUUCUGCUAGGAUGAUUCCUUCCACCUAAGAUUAUUUUGUAGGGCAAGGUUUAAUGAGACACUUAAAACUGAAACUGCACCACCUCUGGAGAUACUCGUUGAUCACCAGUGCUGUUUUGCUUCUAGUGAAGUGGUGCCAAAUGGUUGCCAACAAUGAAACAAUUUAAGCUAAGCCAUGAGGGAAUUGAGAUAAUUUAGCUCUGUGUUGUCUGCUGAGAUUUCAGCAGCUAGACAAUUUGCAGACAAGAAGAAUAACACAGGAUUCCAGAUACGCUAUCGUUUGUUCAUAGGUAGGUAUGAUUAUCUGUUGUGAAGAGGUCGCCUAGUUGGUCCUUUGAAUGCAUCAGAAUCACGUUUCUCUCCCUCGGAAGCUUUUACUGCUGUUUCUAACAAACCACGGUUUAGCAUUUUGUACUAACCCAAGCAAACUGUGGGUUGUCUUGCUGAAACAGACAAACUUCAAUCCUUGCUUUAUGAACCUUACUUGUUUCAGUAAACCAUAGUUAAAAUGAACUUCAAGGUUGGACGUACCACUAAACUGUGGCCAAUUGAAAACGGAGGCAAAGGCUUUUGAUCCCCUUUCCUGGUCUGAUCAACAAGAGAGCUUAGCUUGCUGUCACCCUGUUCUCUCAGAUUUCAUUUGCCCCUGCCUUAUUUGAGCACUUCCUCCAACCCACUAACAUGUCCCUACCAGAAAAGUAUCCAAAAGUCCUGGGGAAGUUGUGCAGCCAGGCUGAAUUAGUUUCAGUCGCUUGCGUGCACUUGUUUUAUAAUCCAGUUUCACUGUUGCAGAAUUCCUGGCUUCCCUUGGUGGGUGCGGCUGUGUAGCUAGUACCAAGGACCUUUGCAUCUCUGUCAUUCUGGUCAUAGCUGUGCCAAUCCAAGGCUUAGUCAGCAGCUGGCUUAAAGGUCUUGCCUCUCUCCUCCAUUCCCCUUCCUCAUUCAUGGCAUGGGUGUGGCAGCACAGAGGUCAUCAAAGCAAUUAGUGCUGAGAAGCUGUUCUAUUUUUAGGCUUUGCCUGAGUGUUGAUCAGGAUGGGGAGGGAGGAAUAACUCUUGGAUACACUCCUCUGCUAGAGUAAUUCAGUAUUUCUGUUACUUCCCUGCUUCUCUUCUUGGAAACUAAGGGUUGCUGUUGUCUGACUAGACCCAAUGGGAUUAAUGGACCUAAGUUUGCCUUGUCCACUGGCUCCAGUAGCUCUGCUUUGAGUAGGACCAACAUACAAAUCCAGAAGAAAGAAAUGUUACACACACAUAUGCAAGUGUGAAUAAGAACGGAGCCUUCUGCCAAGAGAUCUGUCCCAGCCAAUAUUUGUAUCUUGCACAAGUGCCUCUACUGCACUUAAGAUAUUAAGCGCAUCAGGGACACGGGUGGCGCUGUGGUCUUAACCACUGAGCCUCCUGGGCUUGCCGAUCGGAAGGUCGGCAGUUCGAAUCCCUGCAACGGAGUGAGCUCCCGCUGCUCUGUCCCAGCUCCUGCCAACCUAGCAGUUCGAAAGCACGGCAGCGCAAGUAGAUAAAUAGGUACCGCUGUGGCAGGAAGAUAAACUGCAUUUCCAUGCACUCUGGUUUCCGUCACGGUGUUCCUUUGCUCCAGAAGCGGUUUAGUCCUGCUGGCCGCAUGACCUGGAAAGCUGUCUGCGGACAAACGCCAGCUCCCUCGGCCUGAAAACGAGAUGAGCGCCACAACCCCAUAGUCGCCUUUGACAGGACGUAACUGUUAGAAUUUCAGCUCCGGUCGUCCGAGCUGAUAUGGCUCAUCUUCCUUUGAUCCCAGCAGAGCAUUAAAACAACAAAGUCCACAACGGAAGGAUGAGGCAGGUAUGGGCUACAUUGCUAUACUUUAUUACUAAGCUAUACAGAGAGCAAAAAAAAACACAUCUCCUCUCUAUGAGAGCAGAGAGCAACUGAACAAAAGAAACGAAAGAACAAAGGGAACAGGAAACCAGUAACAUCACAUCCCGUCUCCCUUUCCCGUGAGAAUCCAACAGUAUCUGGACUUUCUGGAAUGUAAACAGUCCUGUGACUGCAAGGAGCUGCUCAGUGAGAGAAACAGAAACUAACAGUAACUGUCCAGGGGUCCUUUACCUUUUUACCUAUUAAGAGCAUAGGCAAACUCUGGCCCUCCAGAUGUUUGGAACUAUACCCAUCAUCCCUGACCACUGGUCCUGUUAGCUAGGGAUGAUGAGAAUUGUAGUCCCAAACAUCUGGAGGGCCAGAGUUUGCCUAUGCCUGAUCAAGAAGAUUCCUGCUGCGCCAGACCAAGGGCACCCUGUUCUCACAGCGGCCAGCUGUAUGCCCAUGGGAAGCCCACAAGCAGGACCUGGGCACAACCGCAGUCCCCCUUACCUACAUUUCCCGUGCAAGUGGUAUUCCUAGGUAGACUGCCUCUGAUAUUAUGGGUACUUGAUAUUGGUCCGGAUGGGUUGUAGGACGUCCUGUGCAUCAGGGGAUUCAGCGGGGCUCCUCUGUGUUCCCCCAUUGGGUGGGGUGGGGUGGGGUGGUUUUGCCACUCCUCUCUGGAUCCCUCAUUACCCCAGUUAUGUUAGGAUGACCAGAAUGGGUGGAUCACAUGGGAAAUAGGAGUAUGCUAAAUUUGGGGGUAGCAUCUGCUCGUGCUCUUAACUGUAAUUAAGGGUUCCUUAAGAACAACUACCUUCCAUAUGCACCCUCCUGGAUCUUCUGUUCAGCAUAAUAUAUAAGGCAUUGUUUUCAGGUUUGGCAACUGGGCCCGAGGCCUUAGCCUCUUCCAUUGUGCCUCUUUGGAGUGCCUUCCCCAGGGAGGGCCAAAUGACCCCACUGCUAUAUGCCGGUUGGUGCCAGAUGAAGACCCAGAUCUCUAGGGAGGCUUUUGAGGGAAGCGGAAUGGAUGGAGGAUUGUUGUCUGUUCUUGUUUUCCCUGCUGAUCUGCUGAACUUUCUGGAUGCCUGUUGUGAUUACUGAUUCUACUGUUGAAACUUAACUGUUUAGCUCAUGGUUUGAUUGUGCUUGCUGUACGUUUUCAACACUUCCUCGGGGGAAGAAAUAUGGGAUAGAUUUUUCUCAAGUUAUUGUGCAGCAUUUAAAGGGGUCAAUGGCAGUGGCAGAUGCUCAGGAAGGGGGGUGGCAAAGGUUCUGAGGGUGGGAAUAGUUCGUUGCAAAUUGCAAGCAUUCAGUUAUGUAUUGCUCAGUGUUAAAUGCUGACCCAAUAACUGAUGUGCCGUCAGCAGAUUUACUGACACAGUUGUGUCAAAUUGCCUUUAAAGGCAGAACUUCUUGCUAAACACAGGUAGCGCCGGCUACCUUGACCUGGAGAGUUUGUUCUUCUGACGUGUGUACAGUGGUGCCUCGCAAGACGAAAUUGAUUCGUUCCGCGAGUUUUGUCGUCUUGCGAUUUUUUUCGUCUUGCGAAGCACGGUGUCGGGAAAGUUUUGGAAAAGCUUCAAAAAUCUUAUUCCAAAAUCUUUAAAAACCUCAAUAAAGGCUACCACACCGCGUUCUAUGAGUUGCUCCUCGAAGUCAAGUCGCAACUGUAUUAACGGUGUUAAGAAAAAGAAACAAACUUGCAAGAUGUUUCCGUCUUGCGAAGCAGCUCAAAAAACAAAAAACCCUUUCGUCUAGCGAGUUUUUUGUCUUGCGAGGCAUUCGUCUUGCGAGGUACCACUGUAUUGUGAUGGUUCCAUUAUUUUUCUUUUGUGAUGCUCUUCCUGGCUGGGGACUCAGUCCUUAUUCAAGGGUCUUAGUCAGAAUCUUUUAUCCUAGGGAAAAGGGAUGUUGUCUCCUAAGACUCAAAUGAGCAGCAAGCACUCACUUCAACUGGUCCCUUGCACUAACAUGGGGCCCUUUUCAUUCACAGUGAUACAGGGACCUUUUUAUCCAGCAGAAAUAGGCAGCAGCUGCUUUUAUCUAGUGCAGUGAUGGCUAAACUUGGCCUGCCAGCUGUUUUGGGACUACGAUUCCCAUCAUCCCUGACCACUGGUCCUGUUAACAAGGGAUGAUGGGAUUUGUAGUCCCAAAACAGCUGGAGGGCCAAGUCUGGCCAUCACUACGUCUAGCGGGUCCAACCAGUAAGAUGAUUUGUGGUUUUACAAGAUGCUACCAAUGUUGGGUGGGGUUGUUUGGAUUUAUACAAACAUUGCAUGUGACUUCUUUCUUUCCCUUUUAUGAUAUUGUGUAUUUAUGUUUUUAACUGUACCUCUGGUAACAAGUGACUAAUAAGUCCCAUUAAUAAUAAUACUGACGCUGAUGGCACUGAUAUGGUGGCUGCGGGCAGUGACUCUCAAAUACAGUCGUACCUUGGAUCUCAAACUGCUUAGUCGCCAAACGUUUCAGCUGCCGAGAGAUCGAAAACAGGAAGUGAGUGUUCUGGUUUUCGAAUGAUUUUCAGAAGCCAAACAUCCGGCACGGCUUCUGCAGCUCCUGAAGACAAUUGGAAGUCGCGCCUUGGUUUUUGAACGGUUCCGGGAGUCGAACGGACUCCUGGAACUCAUUCUUUUUGGCAACCAAGGUUCGAAUGUAGUGGUUUGUAGGAACCCAGUUGAUGGUGAAGGUGGCUGAGCAUGCAAAGGCUUAAUGACGUGCAGUUCAAGAACUCUCAUUUGUGCACCAGAAUGUGCUUCAUCUAAAUUACAUGCCUGCUGUAGUCUGAAAUUCUGCAUUAAACCAAUCUCAUUUAUUUCUUUUACAGGAAAAUGUCAGCUGCUGACGACUUCUCGGUAAGUCUUCCAAGUUGGCUACUUUCUAAGUUGCAACCAGGGGAUUUGAUUUAAAUCAAAUUGAUUUAAAUCACUUGUCAGUAAGACUUGAUUUAAAUCAUUUUUUUACAGAAAUACUCAUUCUUGCUGCUAUAAUCUUAAUAUUUACAACCAUAUGAAGGUUUCAUUUUUGGAAUAAAUUCUCAGAGUAGUUUUUACAGUUAUAUCAAAAAUUACUGAUUUGGUUAUACUAUUAGAAAUACAUAGUCAGAUAAUUAUGAAAUUAUUGUGAGGUUUAAUAAGUUAACUUUAUAUUUGGACAACUUUUCUGCUGUAUAUUUAAAUAACCAUUUAUUUAACAGAAACAAUAACAUUAUAGCAUAUGCAUCCAUGUUUGUUAACUGAUGUGGUUAAACGGGUUUUUUUAUUAAAAAAAACUUAAACUGAGUUUUGGGCACCCAUGAAAAACUUAAAACAAAUCCUUAUUUCCUGAUGAAUAGUCUUUGGACUAUAAUGUAACUUAAAUAGAAAACUAUAUUUAGACAGAUUUCCCCCCAAAAAGCAUUUUAUUUUAAAAAUCCAAUUUAAAUUUAAAAAAAUCAUAUUUUUUAUUUUUUUUAAAAAUAUCAAUGAUUUUUAUCCACCCUGGUUGCAACCAAUGUGUGAUUGUAUCAAGACCAAUUCCGAUGUUUGAAUGGAUGAUGGUGUGUAUUCCAAUGCAGACCCAAGAGCUGAAUUUUUUAUGGGGAAAGAAGCACAUUAAGUUGCUAUAGCUUUUUACACUGACCCUUGAAUGUUACUGUUGAACUGCUUCAUUUUGUUAAUGCAGUUAACCUCCCCCAUCCCACAUAAUGUUAGUGGUUAAUCUCUGCCCACUGGGACUAUAACCUGCGUUGUUGGGCGGGAGAGGUUGAGAUUGUCCAUCUGACAAGUGUGUGGUUGGAGCCCUGAUAAGAGGAGGCAGAAGGUUUAAGAGAAAGCUUUUCCGAAGAAGGGAAGGCAGGGCCUAAACCAUGGAGACAUCCUGACAAACUGGAAUGCAGAGGCGACGUCAGCAGCAGAACAAAUGUGGAAUGGAGGGAGGGAGAGAAUAGGCAGGCAACCAUGGACUGGAAAUGGCCUGAACAAUUGUGACCCACCAGUAAGCUAUGUGGGUUUGCAGAAAAAUUCCCAGUGCCCCAAAUCAACAGAGACCGGACUAAGUGCAAUUGUCUUACUUAUAACGACACUUUUUAAGGUAUAAUGACAAACCUCACCCUCCCACAAUAUAUAAGGGUCUGGUGAGUUCUGUUUCAGUGUAUCUGAAGAAGUGUGCAUGCACACAAAAGCUUAUACCAAGAACAAAUGUAGUUGGUCUCUUAGGUGCUACUGGACAAAUUUUUAUUUUUUAUAUAUAUUGCAACACUUUUUAAAAGUGCUUUGUUAAAAUUUCCAAGCUGUCUAAAUAGUUUCCCCCCCUUAAUAAUGAACAGUGUUUGAGCUGAUGUGCUUACCUGGGGGAAAUUUGAGAAAAGCACACUUAACCCGGCAAGUUCACACGUUAACUUGGAAGUGGUUUUACUGGGAUACUUAAGAGUUGACCAUUGAUCGCCUUAACCUUCUUUAAAGAACAGUAAAGCGGAGGUGCUGAAAUCUUGGUGGGUCACAGCGAGAAGCUGGCCGCCCCAGAGUCGGGUCAGGACUCACCGGUAGAGAAUUUGCUGUGGAAAGGCACAGUGAGUUCCCCCAUGUCUUGAAUCUGGUGUCUUUCGAUGGUGGGAUGAGCAAGGAAGGUAUCAAAACAGUCUAGAGAGAGAUGAGAGGUUGUUCGUAUAUGGCUGAUGCCACAGAUGGUGGUGGUGGUGAUGAUGAUAAAGUGUAGGCUCCUCUGGUGGAGUAGCAACAGUGGUGGAGUCUCACCCCGUGUUUCGUUUUCCUAGCUGGCGGAUGCUCUCCCGGACACGUCUCCUGCCAAGAACGCCUCCUUGGGCAACACGAAACCUGCUCAGCAGCCCGGCCAGCCCCCCCAAGCCUGGCCCGCUUCCAACCCCUGGAACAACCCGCCAAGCGCUCCCCCCGCGGCAAUGUCGGGGCUGCCUCCCAGCACGUCCACCUCCAACGUCCCUUUUGGACCCCCUCCCACGGGAAUGUACCCUUCCCUCCCCCCCGGAGCCCCUGCCCCCUUCCCACCUCCUGGGUCGGCUUGCCCCCCUCCCGGCACCCCUUACCCGCCCCCAGGCCCUGCCCCACCUGGCCAGUACCCUCCUCCAAACAUGUCCUUCCCAGAACUCCCCAGGCCCUACGGGGGCCCAGCAGAGCCGGCUGCACCCCCUGCUGCCGCCGUCGGGCCGUGGGGGUCCAUGUCUGCCGGAGGAGGGUGGGGGCCCGCCGUGGGGGGCCAGUACCCUGCGCCUAGUGUGCCGUACCCACCCCCAGGGCCGUAUUCCACUCCCACCCAGGCACCGGGGGCCGCUCCUACAGUGCCGUGGGGCGCCGUCCCCCCCGGACCAUGGGGGCCUUCGCCACCAGCCCCAUUUCCCCCGCCCACAGGGUCCUAUCCGGCUCCAGGACUGUACCCAACGCCGCCGAAUCCUUACCAAGUGCCACCUGCACCCGCUGGAGCUCCGUCCAUGCCGGGGGGCCUUCAUGUGAGUACAGCAAGCUGCUGCUUCUUCUCCUAAUAGUCCCUUCAUUUGCAGCUCACCUUUAGAAAUGUCCUCCCCCAAUUGCUGUGCUUCAUCAGAGCCAGCGAACCUCUUCAGAGGCAGCUGUUGAAUUGCAGCUUUUAAUUUGAUAAGCUUUAUUUUUCCUUAUUCUAUUUAUUUGGGGUUUUUAUUUAUUUAUUAGAUUGAUAUACCGUCCCUUCAUCAAAAGAUCUCGGGGGUGGUUCACAAGAUAAAAAUACAAGAUAAAAGCGCAAAUUGUUAGAACAGAAACAUCAAAAGAGUAACCCUCCCUCCCUGAUCUUCUAAGAGAAGCUUUUCCAUGGCAGCUUGUCUUAGGAAUCCCUGCGUAUCACAAAGAAUUUGGGGUGUUUUCUGGAGUGCCCUAUGACGCGUAGUGUCUUGUUCUGCCCUGCAUCAUCUUCUUGCGGUGGCCAACCGGAUGCCUGUGCGAAUCCUGCCAGCUGUCAGGAGCUCGUCCUACACUCGAGUAGGACCCUGGCAUAGACACAUGCCCGACUGGCAUGUUCUCUCCCUCCUGGUCGAUCAUUCGGGAGCUUCAAAAUCUUACUUCUCCCCGAACAUCUCAGCGACCGAUGCCAACAGACACUGGCACACUUAGGGAUCUGCAGAGUCUACGCAGCUUGUGUAACAGACCUCAGCAACUCAGCAUUUUGGCUAAUCUACUUUAUUUACAUACAAACACACACGGAGCACUGCAACAUGGCUCCCUCUAUCUCUAGCAUCAGACAGCAGAGAAAAAGAACAAAGGACAAUAGUCCCACUUCACGGAACACAGUAACACAAACAUCCUGUCUCCGUCAAUUCCCACUCUGGAGUCAAAACAUACACCGUCAUGUGAUAGACAACAAUCCCAUGACUGCAAUCAUGGAGCAGCCCCCUCCCCACCUGUGAUUCCAAUGCAGCUGGCAUCCUAGCAGCUCCCACAGGGAAGGGAGAACAUCCCAAUUGUAGCCAGCAAUGGGCAGCAACCUGCUGUUGGGGGUGGGAAAUAGCCAUGGAUGCAUUGCUAAGUCCAGAUCGUGGCCUCUUCUGUCCAUUUCAGUGAGUCACGUUUAGGGCCCUUAUGCUUCAGGGAAAAAACCUAUUGGUGAGUGGCAAUGGUCUAAAAAAGAGGGAAUCUCUAGGCAUGGCUUCUGCUGGUCAGAGGGUGUGAUUUCCAUAUGCAACACUAAUCCUACCCUCAUAGCAUGUUCUGUAGUCACUGCAAGAACAGCCCUGGUAGCAUCAUUUUUUAAAAAGAAAAGAAUCUGCUGCCUGUCUAACACUGUCCUUUUCCCCAUGCAGAUAAUAAACUGGCCUCAGUCGCACACAAUAGGCUCGGAUAUAGAUUUAGAUCUGUUGAGAGAAAUGCGCGUUUAAUGGCUUUGCACAUUUGUCAACCCCUCAACCCUUCGUCUGGCUCCUGGAGCAAACCCUCAGUGGUUUGAUCUUGGAACUGCAGAAUCUGACUGACCUCUCUCUCUCUCUCUCUCUAUUCUGUUCCCCAGCCUUACCGUUGAACUUGUGCCGGACUGAUGAAGUGCAGUCUCCUCACCUACAACUGCUAUUUACAAGAGAAGUUAAACAUUCGUUUUCUGUAACCUUUUGGAGUCUCAAAAGAGCUCGCUCGCCUUCUGCCUGCUCAUCUGAGGCACGGAGGAGGACUCUGCGUAAGCUGGACUCUGUUCAAAUGCUGAAGUAACCUUUUUGUUUGUCAGUGAAUUAGGAUAAAACAUGCCCCAGCUGCCCGAUCCUUGUUUGGGAGGUGAGGACCCCACCUUGGAAUAUGUGGCUGUUUGCCCAGAGAGUUAGGACUGCUCCAGGAUAGUCCAGGAAUUUGAUGGAAGACCUGGACCCAUCGCCAUUGCUGGACUUGUGUCUGUGUGUUCAAGUCAAUUCAAUAAACUCGGUGUAUUCUGGAGAAAUUCUUGGACAGAUAGGCUAGACACAUUACGAGUCACUCAUCAAACUGAAAAGAAGCAAACCAUGUUAAUCUGGAGGCAGUUCUCCACAUCGCAUUCAAUUUAUCUUAGCCAUGUUCUGGGAGAUAGUUGGCAGAGAUUUAGAUCUGACACUUGAUGUCUAGCCUCCAGGCAGCUGUGAGCAUCGUUGCACCGCCCAAUUUAGGUGUUCGGGCAGUUCGGAUAGAUCAUUCUGAGGGGCUAGUCUGCCAGCUGAUUUAGACUUCACUGUUUUCAUUAAGAGAAUGGAUUUUCCCUCUGAAAUGGUCCACAUAUUAAAUCUAGGACUAGAACUGCCAUUGGGUUGACUGAUGAGGCCUGAUAACCUUUUGGUUGUUUUUGUCCUUCAGAUGGAAUUAAAAUGUUUAUUGUAGGGAGGAGGCAGGAAUCUGACCAGAAUAAUCCUCUUCUUGCUUAGUGGCUCCAGAACCCAUGGUCCUUGCAUAACCGCUGCCCUCACUUGGGAACCGAUGGUGUCUAUUAUCAGAACUCCACAAAGCGCAGUUGUACAGUUCUUCACCUGAGUGCUGUCAUCUUAUUCCCAAAUCAAAUGGCAGAGUCUAAUAUCGGAUUAAAUAGGAAGGUCGUUCUGCAGUGGGGGGUGUCUCCUGAAGUCUGUUCUCAGGCCAUCUUGGUUCAACAAAGUAAAUUGCGUAUAGCCAACACCGGGCAGUGGCUGCAACAGCAGUUUUAACUUGCCUGUGUGUGUACUUUUCCCUUCCAUUCUGGCUUCUCAGAGUUCGUCCCUAGGCUCAAGUAAACCUCUUCUUCAGACAGCCCCUGUAGGGAUGGCACCAUGCGCUCAUCUGGUUGCUGUUGGCAUCAGCAAUGUUGCAGGACAGGACAGCCUUGCCAGUAAACCCACAGUUUAGUUGCCUGCAAAACCAGCUGUGUUGUCUGUUUGACAAACCUCUGUCUGCUCAUCCAAAGGAUUCAUAGGCAAGUGACCAUUUAGAAGCCAUCUGUGGGAAAUGGCUCUGCAAGAGGCCACCCUGUGGCUCAUCGGUGUCUCACCCCUGAGAAUUGGAAGGCUGGGUAGAGUAGAGAUGAGGAUGGACAUGUUCUUCUCUAGCGGCUGCAAAAAAAAAAAAAUACUGGUUAAUCAUGGCAGGACUAGGUUUCCCUUUGGGUUCCUUCCGACUCUACGAUUCUGUGCUGUGGAGUGGACAUGGAACAGGGAGUUUAAACAAACAAAAUUUUAAAAAUCUGCAUGUGUGGAAUGGAGGGGCCUUUCCAGUCUGUGCUUGUGUAAGUUUGUGGCAAGCGUUUAUUUCCUCUUGGCUGCAUGCCUUCCUUCCAUGUUGCACUUCUCUGAUGGGCAUAUUGCACCCUCCCAGAAAUUCAGAGCCUAGUAUUUUCUUGGUUGUGGGGAAGGGAGAAUGCAUUCCGUCGCCCCCCCAGCUAGCACAUUCAUUGUUGUUGUGAUUUGCUCGGUGGUAUGUGACUUUGCAACACCUGCAACUAUCGGAUAUUGUUCAGUGUGGUAAUUGAGGUUAGUGACCGGGGACAAUUCCCCUCUCCAUCCCCAACUCCACCAGUUUUGUCAAGAACUCCAAGCCUAAUAAACCCUGAAGUAAAAGUCCUGCUAACCUUUCAAAAAAAGAAAGAAGCAACCUUUGGUUUUAUGUUCUAAUAUGGCUCUUUGAAGUCUGUGUGCUGUGCUGCUUCUGUGCUAGAAAUCCCCUCCCUGCAUGCACAUUCAGCAAAGUUAUUUGUUCUCCUGUUUGGAUGGGAUGCAUUAUUGGCACUGAACAGGGACUUGCCAAAGUAUGCAAAAGCUAAAAUGAAGCGUGGGCACGCAUUGACCUGUGGAAAGGCCCCAGAAUCACCGUUUAGCACUUGGGAGUCGUUUACCGUAUUUGCCAUUCCAUCAGGUUUUGGACAGGGCGGGAGUGGUUUGUUCCAGGUCCGAAGCGUGCGAUCUUCUGAGGUGUGCAGGAGAGAAAUGCGAAUGUACCUUCCAUAGACCAGCUUAAGACGACCCACGUGUAUGUCUUCUGUGUGCUUUUUUUCCUUAAAAAAAAAAGAACUCUUGGAAAUAACGAACAGUAAAGGAGUUUUUCACAAGGCUGGAGCAGACCAGUGGUCGUGCUGAACCUCAAGCUCGUAGGACAGACUUUUCCAAAGGUGCGUUCAGUGCCUCCACCCUGAGGCCGUCCUUCUGCAGAGACUGCAGGAUUUGUAGUGCCCCUGGAGAGGAAGAGGAGAGAGACCGUAGACCUGGCUAAGAGCGCAUCACAUCGUCUGUGAAUUCAGCUGUAACCCGCUUGGCUGAAGCUCCUGCAAAAGUAGGUGCUAAGAUCCCACGAGAAACUGUAAGGGCCUUCAAGUCUCGUCCAGCCUCCCUUCUGUUCCUAUUGAUCAUGCACAUGCAAAAGUGUUGGGGAGGCAGUGGAGUCACAGUGUGUGUGUCCUGUCCCCGGCCAGCAGCCAGUGCAAACAAGUGGUGGUAUCUCUCAGCCAGGACAAGGGGGUGGUUUUGGCUAUACACUGUUUUCACCUUGUGUGUUGGCUUUGGAACCUAAACCCCGCGUAAGAUGCGGCUCUGCUGCACCAUGCAGGUUUACUCAGAAGUAGGCCCCACUGAACUUGACGGGACUUACUCCCAGGUAAGUGGGUAUAGGUUUGCAGAUACUGGACUAAACAGCUUGGACAGAAAGGCUGGCCGGCCGCUGCUUCAUCUGUUCCAAAUUAAGAGGAUGAAAUCUGAAUUCAGGGCUUUGCAGAUUUAUUAAACCUCUGCCCAGAUGCCAUGCCGAGAGAGAGCCUGGAUUCUGUGUGGAAGUUUGUGCAGGGCACCACCGUAACCAUUCACUACUUUGGCAUAAUUCUGGGGUGCUAGGAAGCGGCAGGAGCAGAGGGCCAGGCAGGUUGUGGAAACCCCAGUCAGCGACAAACACACCCUUGGGAGAUCUGCUGCAGUUUCUGAAAGCUGAGAUCCUGUGUCCGGAUUUCCACGUUCUCUUCCUUUUUCACUUCCCUCAGAAACGCUGCCCAAACACAGCAGCAACUAAAUAGGAGUCGGUCGACAGAUGCAUUGCUCUGGUUCAUCCUUCCCACAGCCAGGCGCCUGUCAGAUGUUUUGAACUGCCAACUCCUGUCACCUGGGCGGGCCUUGAUGGGAGCUGGCAGGCCUAAACAUCUGGAAGGCUGUGGAGAAGGAUGCUCUGGUGACACCAUUUGGAUAAAAGGGAUCAUGCAUUGCUGACUGGCAUCUGUCCGUCUCAGGAGACGAUGGAAAAGUGCACCUUCAGAGACCGAUACAGGAGAGAGAUGUUUUGUUGCAGCUGGGGCAGAUGGGGGUGUCCGGUUGUGCCACUGCAGGUGCACCAUGGCGUUUCUUCUCUCUGUGCUCCCUCCCAGUGUGCAUAUGUGGAAUAUAUAUAUAUAUCAAUCAAAGUUUCUCUUCUGGGUAUAUAUGGAAAAAGUCACAGCAGUAUAUGCAAGGGAGAUGGAAGUCCUGUGAAUUAAAAUGCAUUUUGCAUCUUUGUGCUUGGCUCCUCCAGGAAACUUUUCCCAAAAAUAACAAAUAAAAAUCCAAAAUGGACCAGACUUGGUUAUGGACAAAGCAUCCUUCCUGGGGAUUCACGAUCUCUGCUUCUUAUCCCUUGAUGUUACUUGGACCGCUCCCACCCACCCCCCUGGUCAUGAGACUACCCUUUCUCAUAAAUAAUGGCCCCUACUGCACCAUCCCAGGCAAUUGUUCGAUGCUGUGUAGUAAAACUUUUUAAUCAUUCUGUCCAGAGUGUGAGCAAUUUCUAGCCCAAUUGAUGCUUGUUAUGCAAUGGAAUUUGUAUCAAUCUGUACUUUGUGAGUUGGGGUUUUGUUUUGUUUUUUGAGGGGGGAAAACUGCUGAGAAAUUUGGGGUUGGGUUUUUUUUUUUUGGCUUGUGCUUCUGGGGUGGAUAUUUAACUGCAUUUGUUUACAAUAUGGAAUUAUUAAGCAAUCACACUUCUGAAGCAUAGACCAUAUCACCUGCUGCUGUAUUAUUAUUAUUUUUCUUUCUAGAUGAUAAAUUUGUUGUAUGAUGGUAGUGAAGAGGCUUUAAAUACAGGAUUUGAUAUUUUUUGAAAAUGCUGUCAUUUUUUGUAUACAAUUGGACAUUAAACGUAUUUUCAAGA
Messenger RNA from Podarcis lilfordi (Lilford's wall lizard), 18128 nucleotides. The record is from the annotation of a GenBank genome assembly. Lineage: Eukaryota; Metazoa; Chordata; Lepidosauria; Squamata; Lacertidae.